AUGGCCAUCAUCGCCGCGCCGCUGUGGGAGCAACUCCGAGCGGCCGCCGCCGACAUGCCGGCAGCCCAGUGGGGCAAGCAGGCGAUCCGUCUGCUCGUCUACGGACGGGGCAGCUACGCCCGCAAGGACUGCCUCAGGGUCUACCUCACGGACGUGACGGGCGGCGCCAAGUUCGACCCGAAGACGGACGGCGGAGAGGCC
This is a messenger RNA of Prorocentrum cordatum, 201 nucleotides long. The record is from the annotation of a GenBank genome assembly. Lineage: Eukaryota; Dinophyceae; Prorocentrales; Prorocentraceae.